Molecule: messenger RNA, 866 nt
Organism: Mytilus trossulus (common blue mussel)
Lineage: Eukaryota; Metazoa; Mollusca; Bivalvia; Mytilida; Mytilidae
Exons: 4
Coding region: 121-444 (107 amino acids)
Source: RefSeq, a predicted model, not a curated record
AUGUGGUGUUGUUAAUAUAUUUAAGGUAUAUACUAUUAUAUGAAUGUUGAGAUUUGUUUUGUUUUUUCUCUUAAACUCUACAAUUUGGAAGGCUAGAUUAACAAAGACACAGACUCGAGAAUGGCGGCUAAAACAGUGUCUGGACUGGUUCUUUUGAUUGCUGUAACUGUAGUCUGUCAAGUAACAGAACAAACAUGCGAGACUGGCCAGUGUAGAAGUGUGAAAGGAGGCUGUUAUGAUAAUGAAGAGGAAUGGAUGGAGGGAUGUGCAAAGAAAACGUGUAUAGUAGGAGAACAUGGUUGGAGAACAGAGAUAGUCAAGAUACAAUGCAAAGACAAAGAUGGUACCUGUGUUGAUGAUCAACAACAAAUGCCUGCAUACGGCGAUUGUGUCUGUCAUGUUACGGCGAACGGUUGGAGUAUGUCGUGUCGGCGCGCUGGUUAAACGAUCAUACUUUUUAAAAUAAAUUAAAGCAUCCAGAUAACUUUUAUAAGAACAGUCUUGUUUUUGUAUAACAUAAUUUCUAUGUCUUACAGUCUUUUUGUUUAAGGAUUUUGCUCCAUUUGUCUCUAUUCGCUAUUUUGUUUGCACAUUCUUCUGUAUUUUUUUACCCAUUAUUCCCUAUCGUGUUAACCACAUCCAGAUCAUCUUAUUUUUUAAAUUGAUUUAAUUUUCUCUGUGUUUUAAUGCCAUUUUUUUGCUAUUUCGUGGCGGCCAGUUUAUAUUUGUAAGAGGAAGCCGGAGUCCCCUCUUAUCAUUCAAUCGUUUCAAAAGACAAUUUGUGUCUGUCAGGCAAUAUAAAUUUUGUAAGAAAUUGAAUUGCACGGUUUAAAAGUAAAACAAGAACAAAUAAAAAUAAAAUAGUG